CUCUCCGCUGUCCCUGACAGGAUCCUGCACUUUCAAAGACAACGACUCCUUCAAGUCUAGCAGAAGAAUAAAUAAUUGAAGCAACGAGGUGGUGCCGCUUUUAGAAACUCUUCUAACGUAUCUUAUGGGAGACAGGGAGCCGAUGAGUGAAGGGGGAAAGAAGAAAAAGUGGCUGUAGACCACAACUCUGCACUUUUACAACUUUGCCCUUUGAAAGGUGCAUAUAUUUUUUUUCUUUUUUUUGGGGGGGGGGGAAGGUGAAAGGUUUUCAUGAUGUCAGCAGUGAGAGUUGAAUUGGAUAAUCUUUCCUCAGAAGAAAUUGAAUGUGACAAUGACUUCAAAUCCAAUUUUAUUGUGACAAUCACCAGUGAAGCGGAUGUCGAUUACUCUGAACCUGAAUGUAUGGCUUCAAGUAGUAACACCUCUGGGAUGUUUAAGAGCAAGAGCGGAACAGAUAAAGAACACCAACUGAAGCCAUCAAGAAGAAGUAUGCCAUGUUUAGCCCAGAGCCAAACCCACCCCCAGCAUCUGAACAAGCAGUCUACAGUGCUCCAGCAGAAUAAAGUCCAGCCUCAACCAGAUAGUGAAGGAUCGUCAGCAAUCGAUGCAGAGCCUCAGCAAGAUUCUACAAGAGAUACCUACACGGAUGACUCGGAACAUGGAACGUACGACUGCCGCACCGAUCAAUCUCUGCUCAUUCAGCACAAGCUCAACAGACAAAAACAAGCCUCUCGGAAAUCUCAAAAGUGUAAAGAAGAGUCAAUGAACAGGGAGAAGCAGCGGUUAUCGUCGCGCACAGACUCGAGUGAAAUGGCUUCGGUGAUGUCCCUCGGACUAUAUUUUAAAGAUGGAAUAAAACGCAUCGAUUACAUUUUGGUCUAUAAGAAAUCCAGCCCACAGAUCGAAAAGCGCAGCACCUUCGAGAAGAACCUUAGAGCCGAGGGCUUAAUGCUGGAAAGGGAAAAUUCUAUAACCAACAACGACAUUAUAUUUGUAAAAGUCCACUGUCCAUGGGACACCUUGUGCAAAUAUGCCGAGCGGAUGAACAUCAGAAUGCCUUUUAGGAAAAAAUGUUAUUACACUGACUGGAGGAGCAAAACCAUGGGCAGUUUGCAGAGGAAUAUGAGGCAACUUAAAAGCUGGCUGCCUAGAAACCCAAUGAAGCUUGACAAAGAGGCCCUUCCAGACCUAGAGGAGACAGAUUGCUAUACAGCGCCAUUCAGUCGAGCUCGCAUGCACCACUUCACGAUAAACAACAAAGACUCAUUCUUUAGUAACUCCACAAGAAGCCGCAUUGUCCAUCAUGUCUUGCAGAGGACGAAAUAUGAAGAUGGAAAAUCAAAAAUGGGAAUCAACAGAUUGCUCAGCAAUGGAACAUAUGAAGCAGCAUUUCCACCCCAUGAGGUGAGUCUAUCUAUAAGGCUAUUAUCUCCAUAA
Molecule: messenger RNA, 1437 nt
Organism: Bufo gargarizans (Asiatic toad)
Lineage: Eukaryota; Metazoa; Chordata; Amphibia; Anura; Bufonidae
Gene: ANO3
Product: anoctamin 3
Exons: 10
Coding region: 271-1437 (388 amino acids)
Biological process (GO): chloride transmembrane transport
Cellular component (GO): plasma membrane
Molecular function (GO): chloride channel activity; protein dimerization activity
Source: RefSeq, a predicted model, not a curated record